Paralichthys olivaceus (Japanese flounder) is the source of this 1653-nucleotide messenger RNA. RefSeq names its product ets homologous factor (gene ehf). Gene Ontology annotation, molecular function: DNA-binding transcription factor activity, RNA polymerase II-specific; sequence-specific DNA binding. Lineage: Eukaryota; Metazoa; Chordata; Actinopteri; Pleuronectiformes; Paralichthyidae. Gene Ontology annotation, biological process: cell differentiation; regulation of transcription by RNA polymerase II. The record is from RefSeq and is a predicted model, not a curated record. Gene Ontology annotation, cellular component: nucleus.
CUUCAUCUGUUAAUUCAAAUGUUUGGGAAGCAGAAGGACUCGACUCAUCUCAGCGUAAACACAGGUCCUGUAGAGUAUUGGUGUCUCUACACAUUGUAUUGAUCUCUAUUGGGCUGAGAGCGGAUCUACGUGAGACCUCUGUCAGGCCUGGUCGGACAUCAUUCUACUGCUCCGCCCCUCGGCCAUGGUGCAUCACAGUUUAGACGCUGCAAUGAGCAUAACUCCAACAACCACCCUGGACAGCCAGCUGACCACGACCUGGAGCCCCACUAACUCCUACCCUGACGUGUCGAUGGUGAUGUCUGGUUACACAAGUCGCCUGUGGCCUCACGAGUCCCAGCCUCAGUUCUGGAGCAAGUACCAGGUGUGGGAGUGGCUGCAACAAGUCAUGGACAUGCACCAGAUCGAUGCCUCAAACAUUCCCUUCCAGAACUUUGACAUGGACGGUCAUCAACUCUGCAGCUUGAGCUACCAAGACUUCAUCCGCGCCGCUGGCAGCAUGGGAACCAUUCUCUUCCACAGCCUCACAGAGCUCAAGUGGAGCGCCCAGUACCACGUGGAAGUAGGACAGCUGGAACUCAAGCCUGAAUUUGAUUUCCCCUGUCCAUUUCCAGAUGUCAGCUAUCCACCCGGAGAGAUCUACGAUCCCAUGAUUCGCCCCCUCGAACCAGUUGCCUCUCCCACCCCUUCUAGUCCUGACAUAAAAAGAUCCUACAGCCGUCCCCAUCAGGUCAGAAAACACAAUCCAAGGGGGACCCACUUGUGGGAGUUCAUCAGAGACAUUCUUCUGAGCCCAGAGCGAAACCCAGGGCUGAUCAAAUGGGAGGACCGGACGGAGGGAGUUUUCCGCUUCCUGAAGUCAGAGGCAGUGGCGCAACUGUGGGGCAAGAAGAAGAAUAACAGCAGCAUGACCUAUGAGAAACUCAGUCGGGCAAUGAGAUAUUACUACAAAAGGGAAAUCUUAGAACGAGUAGACGGACGCAGACUGGUUUACAAGUUUGGAAGGAACGCCCGAGGAUGGAGGGAGUCAGAGAAGUGAUUAAUUUAUGUUCUGUCGUACGUAAAAAUGUGAUGUUUUAUUAUGGUUUGAAUUGAAUGUUUUCUAAUGAGGAUUUGUUUGAAGUGUUUACACGUUUUAUGUAUGUUUGCCUUUUUUUUCUUUAAAUGAAUCCCUUUGUUGUGACAAUGCACUGAGAUGUUGUUUACUGUGCCUUAUUGAAAAAACCUUUGCUUAUGAUACAUGCUAGCAGUCUAACCUCAAACAUAUAUGAAUGAAGACACUGUCAAGGACUUACAGAAAACAUGACAGAUGCUGGUUUACUUCACUCUCUACUGUUCAAGCCCGAAAUGCGUUGAUCCAGAAUUCAAACACACAAAAUUACUCUUUAUGAUAUCGAUACUGUGAAGUGUCCUUUGGGAACGAUGUUUGAUCUCUGCAUUAAUUUAACAACAUAAAGAAUGAGAAUACAAGAAUGUGCCAUAAGCACCAUGCAGCAUUGAAGUAAAGUGUAAAUAUUAACAGUUAAAUAAUGGUAUAUUGGAAGUUUGUCUUUCUUGGCUCAUUUCAUUGUUUGCUUUCACUAAGCUCAGUGUGUAAAUGUUUGUUGAUGUUUAUUAUAAAUAAAGCUUGAGACCUUUUUUUACUUUAUGAAA